Messenger RNA from Aureobasidium vineae, 1018 nucleotides. NCBI's taxonomy places the organism in Eukaryota, Fungi, Ascomycota, Dothideomycetes, Dothideales, Saccotheciaceae. The record is from the annotation of a GenBank genome assembly.
CAACAUGGCAUCAACAAAUUCAAGUCUUUUCAGCGCCGUGUCUCCAGCAGCUCGCGAUUUAACUCUUCUCCUAAGAUGCAUUGCGUUUGCUUCCAAAACCCAAGUUCGCUUAUCGCCCGAGGGACUACGUUUUAGUGCUCAAGAAACAAGUGUAAUGGAAGGCAAGCGCUUUCUCAAACACUUUGCCACGUCUCUUUUCACAACUUGGAGCUAUCAAGACCCAGAGACUCCCGAGGACGAAUCAGCCGAAGACGCCCUUUCACCUCCCACUUUUCAAAUAUCUCUUCCUGCUUUGCUUGAAACGCUUCAGAUAUUCUCUCUAGGCGACAGCAACGCUUUCCGACAACAGCAAGAUCCGUACGAUACGUUCACCGCAUUCAGACAGAACCGUGAUGCGAACAACCCUUUCUCCGCCUCAGCUCUGGGAUCCUCUGGUCUCUGCCGCAUCUCAUACGAGAACCGCGGUAGCCCUCUAUCAAUCCAGCUGUCCGAGUCAGACGUCACUACUAAUUGCGACCUGACCACAUACGAGGCUGAGACUACAGAGGACAUUCCAUUUGACCGAGAAAGCUUGGCCCUCAAGACCAUCAUGCGCUCUGCACAUCUGGCAGAUGCCAUAUCAGAACUCGCCUCCACGAACCCCACCAGUCUUUCCUUGAUUGCCUCGCCCACAGCACCUUACAUGUCGCUGUCAGCUACAGGACCACUCGGCUCAGCCACUGUCGACUUCAACAAAGAUCAAGACCCGUUACUGCUCGAAACGUUCCAGUGUCCAGCUCGCUUCCGCACGACCUACAACUUCCGACACAUCAAGGCCGUGUACCGCGCCAUGGUCUCUGCUACUAAAGUCAGCGUCAGAGCGGACGAGCAGGGUGUCUUGAGUCUACAAUUCCUGAUCGAAGUGGAUCCUACAGCACAAGCAGAACCAGGCAAGGAGGGUAUCGCUUUCGUGGACUUCCGCAUCGUGCCCCAGGUGGAAGGAGAACUUCCAAAGGAAGACUCAGAAACGGAUGAUGAA